This is a messenger RNA of Cladocopium goreaui, 510 nucleotides long. Lineage: Eukaryota; Dinophyceae; Suessiales; Symbiodiniaceae. The record is from the annotation of a GenBank genome assembly.
AUGCGUCAGUCCGAGACGAUCGAGGCCACCACGCCCGAGAUCUCGGUGGCGCGCACCGCGGUGGCCAGCUACUUCUCGGAGGUGAAGAAAGCCCUGGAGGUCCCCAGCGGUAAAGAUCGAACACUGUUUGACUGGGACCAACAUGGCUGGAUGCUGUGGGUCAACAAGGAAGCAGGCCUGAAGAAGCUGGUGCAGACCAUCUGUUCCCAUCACCUCUUGCAGGCGGGUGGAGGCUGGGCAGAUCUGGCCGCCGGAAGCGAUCCUUACCUGGUUCACACAUGGCCAGAAUUCCAAUGCUAUCGAGAUAUCAUGUUCUACUGGAAGUAUUUCCUUUGCACCGACCUGAGGGUCUUUCCCAAGGUGAAUGAGUUUCCGCCACAGUCCGCCUAUCUGCGGUGGCAAGUGGUGGACGAGCAAAAGGCCUUUGGCUGCCCACCCAAUCGAGGCAAAGUCUUUAUGGUGACGGGCAUGAGCAAGGAGAGGGUGGCAGCCAAGACUUGUAUGGCUUGA